Molecule: messenger RNA, 927 nt
Organism: Penicillium canariense
Lineage: Eukaryota; Fungi; Ascomycota; Eurotiomycetes; Eurotiales; Aspergillaceae
Exons: 2
Coding region: 1-927 (308 amino acids)
Molecular function (GO): oxidoreductase activity
Source: RefSeq, a predicted model, not a curated record
AUGGCGCCUAAUAUGAUGAAAGCUGCUAUCUGCAAAGAGGCAGGCAAGCCCCUCGUCGUCGAGGAGGUCCCAGUCCCAACACCGACUGGUCGAAAUCUCCUUGUGAGGGUGCAAGUGGCCUCCCUCUGCCACUCAGAUCUCUUGGUAACUGCCGGAAACAGCAGUUACGCGCUGCUACCACAGAUUAUUGGCCAUGAAGCCAUAUCCGUAGUCGAAGCCCUCGGCCCCGAUGCAGCAUCCUUCAGCGUAAAACCCGGGGACCGCAUCGGCGCUCCACUCUGGCAGGAUAUGUGCCUCGAGUGCUGGGAGUGCAAAAUCAUCGGGCCGCAGCACUGUCCGAAAAUCACCAUGAAGGGCAUUACGAGCGCUGGGUAUUUCGCAGAGUAUGCUCUGGUCGAUGCGGCGACUGCCGUUGUCAUACCAGAGACGAGCGGUGUGACCCCAGCGCAGUUGUCGCCAAUCUUUUGUGCCGGAAUCACCGUCUGGGAUGCACUGGAGCGGGCGAAGAUUAAGCCGUGGGAAACAGUUGCGAUUGUGGGUGUGGGUGGGUUGGGCGAGGUCGCGACAAAGUAUGCGCACGCGCUUGGGGCGAGGGUUUUGGCGCUGGAUGUGCAUGAUGGGCAGUUGGAAGGUGUCAAAGCUGGCGGGAGCGCAGAUGGGAUUCUGAACACACGCGGUUUGCAGCCUCAGGAUGUUCGAGCGCAGGUUGCAGCUAUGAAUAGUGGCCGGCUCAUCGAUGCGGUGGUUGUUACCUCGGGUUCGGUCCCGGCGUAUCAAACGGCGAUCUCGAUUUUGAGGCCCGACGGCCGGUUGAUGGUUGUCGGCAUACCGCAGGAGCCGUUGCCGCUGAACCUGGGGCUAGUAGCAACUAAGUCAUUUAGGUUGGUACCCUUUAACCACUGCAGAUACCGCUCUGAUGUUCAAUAG